Rana temporaria (common frog) is the source of this 8231-nucleotide messenger RNA. It is a transcript of the gene GOLGA4, whose product is annotated as golgin A4. Gene Ontology annotation, biological process: Golgi vesicle transport. Gene Ontology annotation, molecular function: small GTPase binding. The record is from RefSeq and is a predicted model, not a curated record. Bases 224 to 6619 code for a protein of 2131 amino acids. The transcript is spliced from 26 exons. Gene Ontology annotation, cellular component: Golgi apparatus. NCBI's taxonomy places the organism in Eukaryota, Metazoa, Chordata, Amphibia, Anura, Ranidae.
GUAGCUCCACGUUGGCCGCACAUGCGCAGUAGGUAGGCCCCUCCGCUCACGGUGAGUGCCUGGGACCACUUGAGACCAGGAAGCGGAAGACAUCCAGACAGUGCAAAAAGUAUUGUAUACAUUCAUCUUUGCGUACAAUGUUCUAGUUGUGAGUAGAGGAGAUAGGUGACAGCUCGGUCCUGUCGGAGUUCCUCUCACCCCUUGGAAAGCUCCUUGUGACAACAUGUUUAAGAAACUGAAGCAGAAGAUCACUGAGGAGCAGUCUCCUGUGAGGAGCACUCUGAGCCCACAUCAACAGGGUAAUCCAAGAUCAGCGUCAUCGGGAAACAGGAGUCGCACUUCUUCAAUGACAGAUCAGCAGGAUGAGAGUACAGCAACUCCUGACAAAGAGAAUAUAUCCAGGUCUCAAGACAGUGUAAAUGGAAAUGAUCCUGCCUCAAGUCAGAAAAGCGAUGGCCAAUCUUUUGCACAGAAGCUGCAGCUUCGGGUCCCUUCAAUGGAGUCAUUAUUUCGUAGUCCUGUGAAGGAGACGUUGUUUCGUUCUUCAUCAAAAGAAUCGCUUGUAAGAAGCGGUUCGCGUGAAUCUUUAAACCGAAUUGAGUCGGACAAUGCAGGACCUAUGUUUGAUCCUUCUUCAGAUAUUGAAAGUGAGACUGAAGAUUCUGUGAGCAAUUUUGAGGGACUCGGCAAAGAACAGCUAUUUCAUAGGCUGCGAAGAAUGGAGAAAAGCUUGGGCAAUUACAGAGGGAAAUAUUCUGAGUUGGUUACAGCAUAUAGAACAGUUCAGAGGGACAAAGAGAAACUUCAGUCCAUUUUGAGCCAGAGCCAGGAUAAAGCGCUAAGAAGAAUUGGAGAGCUGCGAGAGGAGCUCCAAAUGGACCAGCAGGCCAAGAAACAUCUGCAGGAAGAGUUUGAUGCAUCUCUCGAAGAAAAAGACCAGCUUAUUAGUGUGUUACAGACUCAGGUUACUUUACUAAAACAGCGGCUUGGAAAAGUACCAGGGGAUUCAGAGACAACAGCUACUCAGUCAGAGUCUGAAAAUCCAGGGCUUGUCCAAGAAGAGGAGACCGUUAACAAUGCAGCGGCUGAUGAAAGUGGUGAUCCUGCAAAAACUAUAGAGGGUCUACAAGUAAGGGUGAAACGCCAGGAGAACCUUCUUCAGAGAUGUAAAGAAAUGAUACGGUCACAUAAGGAACGGUCCACUCAGCUUGGCAGUGAAAAAGAAGCUCUUCAAAACCAACUAGAUGAAAGGCUUCAAGAGCUUGAAAAGAUUAAGGAACUUCACACUAGUGAAAAGACCAAGCUGAUUACCCAGCUGAGGGAUGCCAAGAAUUUGGUUGAGCAACUGGAGCAAGAUAAGGGAAUGGUCAUUGCUGAGACAAAAAGACAGAUGCAUGAAACUCUAAUGACGAAGGAAGAGGAAGUUUCUCAGCUUCGAACAAGAGUCAAACAGUUGACUACAAAAUGUGAACUGCUACAGGAGGAAAAAGAAAAAUCUGAAAAAUCUGCUUUUGAGCAACUGGAAAAGGCUGUAGCUGCAACACAGAAUACAGAGGAGGCUCAGAAAAUGGGCAAGCAGCAAAUGGAAGAACAGAUUCAAGCCAUUGAAAAAGCCAGUGAAGAAGAGAGAGUGAAUCUUCAAAAGGAACUCAGCCGUGUCAAGCAAGAGGUGGUGGACAUUAUGAAGAAAACCUGUGAUGGGCGUAUCCUUGAGCUGGAAAAAUCUCAAGCAGAAAGCCUGCUGAUUAAAGAGCAGGAACACAAGGAAACACUGAGAAUGCUAGAAGAGACGUUUCAAGAAAAACUGAAAGCAGCUUCUGCAAAGAUUCAGGAAGAGCAUUUACUUUCUCUUCAAGACAAAGAGCAACAAGCAUUACUUGCUUUAGAAGAGAUGGAGCUCCAAAAAAAAGCCAUUCAGACUCAGACUGAAAAUCAGCUUCAGGAAAUGCAGCAGGAGCUUGAAGAAUGUAGAACAAGAAUACUUGAACUAGAAAGCUUCCUUGCAAAAACUUCACAAGACAGUGACAGCAAGACAGGAGAAUUGGCAACACUGAUUGAAUGUGAAACAAACAAGCACAAUGAAGAGAUAAGUACACUUAUGGAGCAACACAAAAAAGAACUUGAACUUCAUAGUCAAGAAUAUGAAAAGUUAUUGAAAGAGAAGCUUGAAAGUAUUGAACAAGAACAUGAUGCUAGCAUUAUUGAGAUGAAAGAGCGGUUUCAGGAAGAACGUGAUCUGCAGCUGAAAGAUAAAGAGCAAAAGUUUCAGGCUCAUAUAGAAGAAAUGAACGAGAAGACCUUGGAGAAACUAGACGUAAAGCAAACAGAGCUGGAAGCCCUCUCAUCGGAACUGUCUGAAGCCUUUAAACUCCGUCAGGAGAUGGAACAGAAGCUUUUGGCAUGUCAAAAUAAGAUGGGUGAGAUGAAACAUGAUUAUGAAGCUCAGCUGAAUGAGCUGCAGAAGCAGCAUCAAGUGCAAAUCGGUACAAUUGAAAAGGAAACAGAAAUUCUAACUCAAGGAGUAGAAAAAGAUUUAAAGGAAGAAAUCAAUGGUCUUAAACUUUUGUUGCACGGUAAGGAGAAAGACCUUGAAAAUAGUCAAGCAGAAAAGCAGAAACUUAGUGAAACUCUGGAAAAAGCUAUAGCUGAGUGUAAGGCUGUCUCUUCUCAGUUGGAUAAAUUACAAUGCUCACAUCUGAAGAAGAUGCAGGAAGAUGCAGAAGCUUUUGAGGCUCGGCUAGCAGAACUGCAAGAGAAGAUAGAUGCUGUGACCCAAGAGAAUGUUCAUCUGAAAGAUUUGGUAAAAGAAAAAGAAUCAGCAUGUAGUAAUUUGACUUUAGAGUUGCAUUCUUUUAAGGAGCAGGUGCAGAACCUUUCAUUACAGAUUGAUAAGCAAACCACGAACAUGAACGACCAAAUCAAUGCUCUUACAUUGCAGUCUGAGACCAAGAUAAAUGAGUACAAGUGUCAGAUAGAAGACUUGAACAGAAUUGUGUUUGAGAAAGAGAAUGAAAACUUGAAGCUCAAAGAAACACAUGGUCAAAUUAUUUUAGAACUGAACCAAAAUGUGUCUUCCAAAGAAAAGAAAAUGGCAUCUUUGCAAGAAGAACACCAAGCAAAAACUAAAACACAAAAUAAUAAGAUUGAAAAAAUGAAGCAAAGAAUAAAAGACAUUCAGGAGGCCUCCAAGAAGAAAUACUCGGAGCUAGAAAGUAAGAUGAAAGAGGAGCUUGAAAAGAAACAAGUUGAACUCAAUAAUAAAGAAAAGCAGUUCAAUGAGAAAAUGCUGGAAAUGGCCCAAGCCAGCUCUGAAGGAAUUAAUGAGACAAUGUCUCAGCUGGAGCAAAACCACAAGGAGCAGAUACAAAAUAUGAGUGAGACUCACCAGGGACUGAUGGAGGAGACUAUUCAGGGCUGGGAGAGGAAGCUUAGCCAGCAUGCAGAAGAACUGAGAGAAAAGCAUGAGCUUGAACUUCAGGAAAAAGAGCAAGAGGUAGUAGAAAUUAAACAGCAGUUUACUAAUUUGAGCAAAGAAAAGAAAGAAGCGGAUAAACAGAUGGAUGAACUGAAAGAAGAGAAAAAUAAAUUAAGCAUCUCCUUUAAUGAAUUACAAGAGCUGCUAAAUCAGACAUCUGAUCAGGUUUUAGUCUUAACGAAUAGUGAAAAUAAUUUGAAAUCUCAGCUUGAAAUAUUGCAAAACAAAUAUACUACCUUGAUGGAUGAAAAGAUGGUGCUUGAAGAGCAGCUGAAUUCGAUUAGAUCAGAGGUAGAGGGGGAUAAAAGCAAAACAAAUGAACUGCUUGGUAAAUUGCAAGAAGCUGAAGGUAAAUGUCAGUCACUUGAGGACUGUCAUAAUAAAGAAAUGGCAGAUAAGCUCUUACAAAAAGACUCUCAAUGCAGUCACUUGUUGCGUGAACAGGAAAAUAAUUUUGAAUUAUACUGCAAAGAAAUUGUUUCACUGUUAGAAUCUUUGACAGCAGCACUCAGUAAUAAAUAUAGUGAUCAAGUAAGCAGAUUGAUUCCAAGAAUUACACAUUGUGAAAAUGGAAUAUUUAAAGUUCAAGGAUCUGUAUCAAAACAUGUGGCUAAGAUUCAAGAUUUAGAAACUCAGCUUGAACAAAUAAAUAAAGAAUUUUCUUCUGUAAACCUUUCCCUGACCCAGGCUACCCAGCAUUUGCAGGAAAAAGAAAAUGUGAUAUUGGUUAUGAAGGAUGAAUUGGAUGCUCUUAUUAUGGAGAAAGAGAUAUUGCAAAAAGAAGGAGGAAAUCAGCAGAAGGUUGCAGAUGAAAAAGAAUCGUGCAUCACAGAGCUAAGAAAACAACUUUCAGAUAAUAUCAACUCUGUUACAUCUCUGACUGCUGCAUUAAAAGAAAAAGAUGGAGAGAUUAAUGAACUUAAACUGAAGCUUGAGAACAGUGUGGAUUUAGAAGAAAAGGAGAAGGCCAUAGUUUUCCUUACUUCACAGCACAAAGAGAGCCAGCAGCACCUUCAUAAUCAGAUCCUAGGUUUAACAUCUAAAAUUGAGGAAAUAAGUAAAGAGAAAACGCGUUGUGCAGAGGAAGCAGGCAUGCUGAAAAAUAAGUUUGAAGAGUGGAAGAAAAAGGCUGAAGUUAAGUUCACACAAAACCAUCAAACAAUUAAAGAACUUCAAGGAAAAAAUGAAAUGGUCAAUAGCCAACUAACAGAAAAAGAUGACCAGAUACGCAAGAUUACGGAAGACUUAAACAAUUAUCAGAGUAAGAAUGCAAAAGAACUAAGCAAAAGGGAGACAGAAUUGGCCUCCAAAUUAGAGAGUCAAAGUUCAAGAAUUCAAGAAAUGAAUGCCGAGCUGGCCAAACUCGCAAAUGAAAAAGUUUGUUUAAUGCAAGAAAUAGAUAGGCAGAUUGAGCAUCAAAGUAUUGAGAAGAAAGAAUUAAAACUGCAACUUGAACAGAUUCAAACUGUUGCAUCAGAAAAAGAUGGCUACUCCAUAGAAGCUCAACAACAGGUACUCCUACUACGCCAUGAAAUCUCAAGCUUGAAAGAAGAUUUUAGCAAGAGACAGUCUGAGUGGGAAGCAUUGAAAGCAGAGCUAACAGAAAGUAAAGAGAACGCACUAAAAGCACUUAAGGAACAGUUGGCUGCUGAAAGUACUAAAAAGAUAGCAGAAUUAAAGAAAAAAGCAGAGCAGAAAAUUGGUUCAGUCAAGAAGCAGCUAACAUCUCAAUUGGAAGAGAAGGAAAAAUCUAAGCAAGAUCUGGAAAUUCAGCUUAAUGAGCUAAGAGAUCAGGUUCAAACAGAAUGCCAAAAAGUUCAAGUAGGGUGGCACCAAGAAAAAGAAGAAUACGAAAACCGAUAUUCAUUGUUGUUGGAGCAAUCCAAUAGCAAAGAAAGCGAAUUAGCAAAUGUUAGACGAGACAUAACUUUGAAAGAACAGAGAGUGAAAGAGCUGGAAGACUCACUGGAAGAUAUCCAGAAAAAACUUUCUGAAUCUGAGCAGAGCCUUAAAGAGAGGGAAUCGAGCAUGAUAAAUGAAAUGGAAGCAGAAAAACUAAAAAAUAAGCAGUUGUCUUCCAAACAUCAGGAAGUUUUACUUUCUUUUCAGGAACAAUUAACUGACAAAGAUUCAGAGCUGAAAGCUUGCAUGGAGAAAUUGGAGGAGAAAACAAAGACAUGUGAAGAUUUACAGGUGCUUUUUGAUGAAAUUCAGUCUCAAGAGAAUGCACUAAAGAUAAAGCUUCAAGGAGCCGAAGGUGAAGUACAGAAAUUCCGCAAGGAAGUAACCAAAUUGCAAAAAGACAUGCGCACUUUACGAAAGGAGCACAAUCAAGAGUUGGAUUUGGUAAAGAAAGAGCUAUUUGAAGAAACCGAUCAAAAAAUAAAACAUGAGCAGGAAGAUCAAGAAUUGAAGCACAAUUCCACUUUAAAACAACUAAUGAGGGAGUUCAAUACACAGAUGGCACAGAAAGAACGUGAGCUUGAAACUGCUGUGCAGGAGACAAUAGGCAAAGCACAGGAGGUUGAGGCUGAAUUAAUGCAAUCUCAUCAUAUAGAAACAACACAACUUCAUAAAAAAAUUGCAGAGAAAGAAGAUGACUUAAAGAGAACAGUCAAAAAGUAUGAAGAACUCUUUGAGGCAAGAGAAGAAGAAAUGACGGGAAAAGUGACAGAACUACAGGAAAAGCUGUUGCAAUUACAGGAAGAGUUGUCCAAGAGACAGGAGGAGGAGGAGGCGGCAGCAGCUAAGGGUGCAGAGGAAACACAUUUCGAGGAUCUUCAGGCUCAGCUGGCAGAGAAAACCAUGUUACUAAAUGAAGCCAAACUGAACAUGCAAGAAUCUAAGGAAAAGGCUAUUGUUUUGGAAGACCAGUUAAAAAAGUACUCACGUGGUGUUUUUGUUACUCCUCUUGGCACUCCUUAUAAAGAUGAUAAUCAUCGGCAUACUGACAUCAAUAUGUUUGGUGAGCCUACUGAAUUUGAGUAUUUGAGAAAAGUAAUGUUCGAAUACAUGAUGGGGCGGGAAACAAAGACAAUGGCAAAAGUGAUAACAACCGUGCUACGGUUUCCAGCUGACCAGGCCCAGAUAAUUCUUGAAAAAGAAGAUGCCCGACCUGUGUCUUGGCUGAGACCUUCCUCCUAAUGCUGCUUUGAAGACCCGGCUUCCUCUAGAUUUGUCAGCAUUACAUUUUUACAACUGAUGGAAUGAAAUGAAAGUCAAAUCUAAUAGGUUUAGCAAUCAAAAACUCUUACCAUUAACUGCCUUGAGUUGAGCUGAUGCUACAUAGUGACCAUCUUGGCACUAUUUUUUUUGUAAAUCAUCUUUCUUCUUAUAAAAGGAGUGUUCUGUACAUUGGUACAAUAACGGUUUGAAAAUGGACAAAGUAAUUUAUUAUGUAUGAGAAAUGGUUUAUUUAAACGUGACUUGCAUAACAAAUAAGUAAGCACUUGCAUGAAAAAUGCUACCAUUGCUAACCUAUUAAUGUCUAAUAUAUGCUCACUUAGAGACACCUUUAACUCGGUGCAUAUACAUUUUUGUCCAUGUCAACCUCUUCUUGAUUUAGAGACCAUACACCCAGACACAUGCUUCAAUGUGUCAGGUCCUAAAGAGGAACUGAACUCUGGAAGUUAUGCCCAAAAAAGGCAAAUAACUGGUUAUCAAUAUUGCCUUUGGUCUCCCUGCACUGUUAUUUUUCUGGGGUAAUUCUGGAAAAAAAAAGGUUCAUUUUUAGAGUACUGCUUAACACACACAAAUAACAUUUCUAAAUGCUUCCUAAAACAUGGCAACAUUUGCGGUUUGAGUUCAGAUUUUUUUUAUCUUGCAACCCCCACCUUGUUCUCACAUUUCAUAGCACAUCCUACUUUUGUUUGCUUAUACUAUAAAGUGUGUGUUUUGGACUGUGGGCUAUUGCAAUUUAGGCGGCAAGUGACGAUGACGAUAAUAUUUUCCUGGCUUUGGAAAUCUUCAAGGUGUGCAGUAGAGUUUAUUACAUUAAAAUGUAUUUGCGGGUACCUCAAAGUUCCUGCUAUCUGAUGUACUUUUAGACAUUAACAGUUUAGCAAAAGUGGAUGUAUGUGAAGUGGAGGUACUGCGUAUAAAAUAGAAAUUAUCCUUGAGAAUUAUAGUUAUACUGUUUAUCUACUAUUGUGGUGUUGAAUCAGGGGAGCCUACACCAAAUUCUGAAUUUUCAGAAUGCUUCUGCACUUUUAUCUUCACAUCAAGCCUGCAAAGAUCAGCUUGAUUUAUAAUAAACCAGCUACCCCCCUCACCCUCCACCUAGGAGGUCUAGUGCUGAAACUGAGAACACUAGUAAACUUAUUUAUAGAAGAACCUAUUUUAAUCUAAAUUGAUCCCAAACUCAAAACUGUGUGCAAUAUCAGGAAAAUAGCAAACCUAUAUGUGGAAAAAAAAAAUCUGUUUAAGGGCUUAUUCACACCAGGCCGUGUUAUACCGUGGCUGCUGUAUGCGCUGUAAAGGGAGCAAGGUGAUGAUCUGACUGUAAUGCAUUGCACUGCUUACUUUUUUUUUUUUUUUUUACUUUAUCAAAAUAUUACAAACUGACAUUUCAUGGCAAAUGUGCCAAUAGAAGCCUCUGUGUCAUUUAUAACUAUGCAAUGUUAGAGGUUGACACAGUAUGGCUCAUGCUGACUGCCAGUUAUCUUAAAGCAAACCUGUGACAGACUUGGGCAAUUCAAACUGAGUGUACAAAAUAAAAAAUCAUAAACCAGUGUUUCUUUUAAAGUGGUGGUGAACU